This is a messenger RNA of Plasmodium inui San Antonio 1, 1158 nucleotides long. RefSeq lists its product as hypothetical. Gene Ontology annotation, molecular function: protein binding. Lineage: Eukaryota; Apicomplexa; Aconoidasida; Haemosporida; Plasmodiidae. Gene Ontology annotation, biological process: endoplasmic reticulum unfolded protein response. Gene Ontology annotation, cellular component: endoplasmic reticulum. The transcript is spliced from 7 exons. The record is from RefSeq and is a predicted model, not a curated record. The coding region runs from base 1 to 1158 and encodes 385 amino acids.
AUGAUGGGAAUGCUAAUCCUGGUUAGCAUUUUCCUCAUCGCGCUCACAAUACUGCUAAGAGCCCUGCAGAAUAAAAGUGGAAAUGCCAAACGGAUCCGACGGGACAAUGACAAAGUUAAGGGCAAAAGUAACGAAGCCCCUAAACAAAAGAAGCAAACAGGUAGUGGUACUGCCAAAAGUGUUGCUACCACGCCAAGAAGUGUCUCCAGCAGCACUCCCCAUGUCAUGUUUGAUAAAAAUGUUGUUGCCCUCAAGGGAACCAUCUCCAUCAGCUGCAACAACGGCAACUUGCAGUUCCACAAGAUCGGUAAAGAUGGCUCCAACAAAAUAACCCUGAGCAAAAAGCUAGACGAGGUAUACAGCUGCAUAGCCAUAAACGAAGAGGCAACACAUCUAGCAGCGGUGAGCGAACUAUACUCAACGCUAAGAAUUUUUAAAAUAGGAAAAGUGGAACAAAGUAUCAAAAACAUUUCUCUAUCACUGGAAGGGAAAAAGGAAUUGCACAAGAAAGACGUGAAAUUUCUGUACAUUCAUAAAAGCUCUUUUAUAAUUACGGGAUCGGAGUUAGAUGAGACGGAGGUAAAAAUCUGGGACAUGAAGGGAGACCUUUUAAAAGUGGUGAGCAUCAAACAGGUUUAUAAUUACGACUAUGCUGUAUCGAAGAUGGCUAGAUUCUUCGGAGUCGCUUGCUGGUCCCCGGACAUCAAAAUAUUUGAGAUAAAGGAGAAGGAAAACAACUUUCACAGCAUCGACAAGGUCAUGGAUUUAAAAACCAGUUCGGGCACCAAAUGUGUGUGCUUCAGCCACGACGAGGAGAAAGCAUUCCUAAUUGAUAAAAAUGGAAUUCUCGCCGCGUACAAUUUGAACGUGCGCUAUAAGCUCCAAGAGGAGUCCAAAAUUUUGUACAAAAAGGAUCUGAAGGAAUACCAUUUGGAAGAUUUCUCCAGAAUGUGCCUAUCGGGUGACUCCAACGACAUCAUCGCAACUUCUGGGUGCGAUAUGUUAAUUCUGAAGCAGGAGGAUUUACAGCUUGUAAACAAAAUAAUGAAUGCCCAUCAGGGUGCGAUAUUUGGACUCCUCCCCAUGCCAGGCACAUCCCGUUUUGUUACAUGGGCGAAUGAUGGCACUGUUAAGCUAUGGGAUACCUCCAAAAAAUAA